GUAUUAAAUGAAAGAGCCGAGAUUCCCACCCACCCACCCUUUCCUUGUCCUCAAAAUCCUAACGUUUCCACCGUAACAAUAACAUCCCGGCCCUGUCCUCUCUUCUCUCUCUCUCAAAUGGCUCAUGUCCUCCUCCGCCGCCGCCGCCUCCUUCCUCUCCAACGUCGGCCUCGGCUACUCCAUCGCCAUCGCCCUCGCCUUCCUCCUCCUCCUCUCCACCCUCCUCCUCUCUUCCUACCUCUGCUGCCGCUCUCCCCCUCCCCCUCCCCCUCCUCCCCCUCCGUCCGACGGAAUCCUCCUCCCCCGCAUCAUCUUCGUCGCCGACGACGACGACCAUGACGACUCCAUCGCCCUCGGCCUCUCCCCCGAUGUCAUCAACUCCUACCCCAGCUUCCCCUACGCCAAGGAUCAUACUCUCGCCUCCGACGCCGCCGAUAAUGAUUUCACUUGCUCCAUCUGUCUCUGCGAGUACAAGGACUCCGAGAUGCUGAGGAUGAUGCCGGAGUGCCGCCAUUUCUUCCACCUCCUCUGCCUCGAUGCAUGGCUCAAGCUCAACGGUUCCUGCCCGGUUUGCCGAAACUCUCCGCUUCCCACACCGAUCUCCACUCCGAUCUCGACGCCGUUGCAGGAAGUGGUGCCUCUCUCUCAGUACGCGGCCGAUCGGAGGCCAACCAGUUGACUUCUCAGAACUUUUUGUUCAUUUUAUUAGCCCCCGGUUAGAUUUGGAAUUGAAUUGUUUUUAUCUUUCUUGGGUAUGGUAAUUUCUUUUGUUCCAUAUUUUUUGAAGAAUUUUGUUUCUUCCUUGUUCUUCUGGUGAUUUUUAAUUUGGUUGAAUUGUAGGGGGAAAUGUAAGAGAUUAAAAUAAAGCUAUAUGUUCAUGUGAGUGCUACGUACCAUGAGUGUUGUUCA
This is a messenger RNA of Prosopis cineraria, 909 nucleotides long. Its product is annotated as RING-H2 finger protein ATL67-like. The record is from RefSeq and is a predicted model, not a curated record. The transcript has a single exon. Lineage: Eukaryota; Viridiplantae; Streptophyta; Magnoliopsida; Fabales; Fabaceae. Bases 125 to 679 code for a protein of 184 amino acids. Gene Ontology annotation, biological process: protein ubiquitination. Gene Ontology annotation, molecular function: transferase activity.